This is a messenger RNA of Lindgomyces ingoldianus, 975 nucleotides long. RefSeq lists its product as uncharacterized. The transcript has a single exon. The record is from RefSeq and is a predicted model, not a curated record. The coding region runs from base 381 to 779 and encodes 132 amino acids. NCBI's taxonomy places the organism in Eukaryota, Fungi, Ascomycota, Dothideomycetes, Pleosporales, Lindgomycetaceae.
GUCGAAGUUCGUCAUCUUCCCACCGACUCGUGAGGUAGCAUCAGGGCGAUUUCCAAGAAAUGGCUAAGCUGAAUCACCAGCGGAAGCUGAGUUUCCUCUCGCCUUUGAGAUCUGUGAACAGGCUGAGCAUCUUCUGGAAGGGCUAGGUAAUCUCACAAUCACCCUACGGCCGAUGCUCAUGUUUCGAGGUAUAAAGGCCGUCCUCAACGCCGCCGAAUAUCAUUUUCAUCAUCACCUACUACAUCACAACAACUUCCAUUCCUCUUUUCUAUUUCCUUUUCAUUUUCUAUCUACGUUUCUUCUCAUAUUUUCUUGAGUCAUUCACUCAAUAUAUCUCUGUACCUCAACCCACAACUUUAAUCCACCACCAUCCAAUCAAAAUGAAGUUUACUCUCGCCAUCGCUUCCACUCUCUUCGCCACUGCCAUCACGGCAGCCCCGCGCAUCCAAAAGACCCGCCAGGUCAUCUUCCCAGACAUCACCGUUUCCGUCAUCAACGACCAGACUGGCCUUAGUGCCGCCGUCACUGUUCCCUCCGAUGGCACCGUCUUCCCAAUUCCGAUGCUCUUUGGGGGCACGGCUCUCGACAACAAUGGCAAUAUCCUGGCUUCCAGCGCCCAACUAGUCACUUUCGUCGAAAACGUCUUUUGCUCUUUCAAUAAGGGAGAUCUCAUUAUCCCGAUCAACGGCAAGGACAAGACUUUCGCCGACCUCGAUGGAAACAAGGACGCUGCAACGCCUAUUCUCCUUAACGAAUUCACUUUCCAGUGCCAGGUUUAAGCGCUCCGAUUCAAUAAUCGAGUAAGAGCAUGGAGUGAGGUGGAAUAUGGGAAGAUGGUUGUCUUGCAUUUACACGCGGGUGUUUUGUUGCAUUUUAUGGGUCUUGCAUAGCGUGGAUUAGGGCUGAUUUGAACUUUGCAUAUAUAAACAUCUUCUUUCUCUCAUUAAUGAAACAUUCAUCAUUUCUUAUCCGUCA